CAGAGAGAGAGGAACCUGGAGACUGGAAUCUGUAAUCUGGAGCCUGCGCACUGUUCGCACUACUCACUGGUCUCGCCGGUGCUGGUCCCCGGUUGAGCCAGACAAGAAGAUCAAGCCACGCGGGGCGGCCGGAUGAUGCUUUCCGCUUGUGUACCAGCGGUGUGGAUUUACAAAGAGCGCCUGGUGGCGGAGCUCGAAUGAGAGGGAGUCUGAGUGGAGUACCGCCGCGGGGCUCCAGCAGCAGCACUGCCCGACUGGGCAAAGGAGGACAACAGGAGGAAGGAGGCAAUGUGUGCAGGGUUCUGAGUGCACCUGGACGACCCCCACAACCUCUCUGUCUGGUCUCAGCCAGAUCAGAACUGCCAUCAUCACCUACAUCAUCAUCAGCACCAUCACCAUGAGGAGUGCUCCUCAGCGCCUGUCACAAUUGCUGCUCUCCCUCAUGCUCCUCUCACAACUAUGCUCAGGCAUCAAGUGGCUGGCCCUGUCACGGACGCCCACCUUUCUGCACGUGAACCAGACGCAGCACUGCAAGCGACUGGAGGGUUUGGUCUCCUCGCAGGUGCAGCUCUGCCGCAGCAACCUGGAGCUUAUGCACACCAUCAUCCAAGCUGCGCGGGAGGUCAAGAAGACAUGCCAGAAGACCUUUGCCGACAUGCGUUGGAACUGCUCAUCCAUCGAGAACGGACCCAACUACCUCCCGGAUCUCGAGAGAGGCACGAGGGAGUCGGCAUUUGUGUACGCCCUCUCUGCAGCAGCCAUCAGCCAUACAAUUGCCCGAGCAUGCACUACAGGCGACCUGCGCCUCUGCUCCUGUGGGCCCAUCCCUGGCGAUAUCCCAGAGCCAGGCUACCGCUGGGGGGGCUGUGGUGAUAACCUGCACUACGGCCUUGUGAUGGGCUCCAAGUUUUCCGAUGCGCCCAUGAAGAUGAAGAAGUCUGGCUCGCACGCUAACAAGCUCAUGCAUCUGCACAAUAGCGAAGUGGGCCGCCAGGUCCUACAGAAUGCCAUGGAGAUGAAGUGCAAGUGUCAUGGAGUGUCUGGUUCAUGCUCCAUCAGGACCUGCUGGAGAGGUUUGCAGGAUCUGAAGGACAUUGCCAUGGACCUAAAGACCAAGUACCUGUCUGCCACCAAGGUGGUGCAUCGGCCCAUGGGCACCCGUAAGCAGCUCGUCCCCAAAGACAUUGACAUCCGGCCAGUGAGGGAGAAUGAGCUUGUGUACCUGCAGAGCUCGCCCGACUUCUGCAGCAGGAAUGACAAACUGGGCUCAGUCGGCACUCAGGACAGGCAGUGCAACAAGACGUCCAACGGCAGCGACAGCUGUGACCUGAUGUGCUGUGGCCGGGGCUACAACCCCUACACCGAGAAGCUGGUGGAGCGCUGCCACUGCAAGUAUCACUGGUGCUGUUACGUGACGUGCAAAAAGUGCGAAAGGACUGUGGAGCGAUACGUGUGCAAAUGAGGCGCCGCGUCACCCCUUCCCCACCAACUACCAACCCGCCUUUCCUCUUACAGAUAACCAAAGCACUAUGUACCAAGGACACUUACUUUUGUCUUAAGCUGCAGUGUGCGUAUUUUAAUAAGGACGGUUUUUUAUUUUUGUGGCACUAUUUUUUCUGAAUGUUGUUUUUUUAAUGAAAUCCUGCCCUGCAACAGAUUUUCCCCUCCCAUUUAAAAAUGUCAAUGCGGGGUACCGUGACACUGCCUGUCGGUUACGUGAAGACCGCUGUCCUUGGGGAUUUUUUUUUAAACCCGCAAAAAUCCACACGCUCACCAGAUUCGGAUAUCAGAGGCCUUUUUUUGCGUAUUACAGUUUAUUACAAAAAUGAUGUUGACAUUUUAUGCGGGGAACCUCUUAUGUUUCCAUACGGCUGGAAACGCCUUUGUAGACUUGGAUGGAUUUGACUGUAAAUAUACACUGCAGAGCCAUUCCGUGAGACUCGAAGAGUUGUGAACUAUCUGUGGGAUUAUUUGGUGGUGCCCUUUUAUGGACAAAAAGAGUGAAAGAUGGUGCCCAGUAAGCAAAGGGAACUUCCAGUACUGCUUCUGUUGUGGAUUUUUACAUAGCUUAUGUUAAAGGCCUAAAUGUGCAGUUAAUCUCUCCAGACCUAAACAAGGAAAAAACUGCAUUUAUGUGUUUCUACUGGCAUGGAGAAUAAAGUGUGUUUGCAUUGUUAAAUAUUCCCAGAACAUAUGGAAUGCAGGUAGUGCAAAGCUAACACUUUAGAGUAUGUGGACUGAAUUCA
Messenger RNA from Scleropages formosus (Asian bonytongue), 2246 nucleotides. RefSeq names its product wingless-type MMTV integration site family, member 11 (gene wnt11). The record is from RefSeq and is a predicted model, not a curated record. The coding region runs from base 398 to 1462 and encodes 354 amino acids. Gene Ontology annotation, molecular function: frizzled binding; cytokine activity. Gene Ontology annotation, biological process: neuron differentiation; cell fate commitment; canonical Wnt signaling pathway. The transcript is spliced from 6 exons. Lineage: Eukaryota; Metazoa; Chordata; Actinopteri; Osteoglossiformes; Osteoglossidae. Gene Ontology annotation, cellular component: extracellular region.